Molecule: messenger RNA, 2364 nt
Organism: Anopheles marshallii
Lineage: Eukaryota; Metazoa; Arthropoda; Insecta; Diptera; Culicidae
Gene: inaD
Product: inactivation-no-after-potential D protein
Exons: 18
Coding region: 1-2337 (778 amino acids)
Molecular function (GO): protein binding
Source: RefSeq, a predicted model, not a curated record
AUGGAGUACAGACACCGGAACAGUGGGCUAGGGUUGUUCCAGUACCGCAUUCAGUAUUACCGAGACUACGACGAGGGUACGCUGCAACCGGCGGACGACAGUUGCAUAUAUUUAAAGGAGCUAGAUCACUAUCGAACCAAAGCCAAAAUACCAUCGGAUCACGCACAGUGCAACCGGAAGCUGCCGCUAUGUUAUCCGGUCACCAACACGCAAAACUCGAAGAUCGAAAAGCUAGAACAACCAGUGCCAACCGAUGCCAGCAAGAGUCCUUCCCACGAGAGGGCAGAGAUGACUGUUAGCGCACUUCCCGGAUCAGUGAAACUGGAAGGAUGGGGCCCAGAGAAAAAGGUCGUCAUCGAGAAAACGGAAAAAUCGUCCUUCGGGUUUAGUAUCGUUGGAGGGAAGGUCAAUGUGGGUGGUGAUGUUACGUCGGGGUUGUUUAUCAAAAGUAUCAUCCCGAAUAGUCCCGCAGAUAAGUGCGCUGAACUGAAGAUCGGAGAUCGAAUACUAGCUGUAAACGAGAACAGUUUGGAGAAUGCUUCGCACGAGAAAGCCGUCAAUUACAUUAAAACUGCCAACGAUCGUAUCGUCCUAGUCGUUCAGAGUUUAGAACGCAACGUAAGAGAAACCAAUCCAAUGGUGCUCCAGAAGAAAGUUCCACCACCAGUAACUCCGUCGAAAACGCCCGAAGUGGAGUAUAUACAAGAUGGCAAACCAAAGAAAGAAACUGUCGCAAUACCGGAUGAUAACAAGACACUCGCGGUUCCGAAAGCACGCCAGGAGUCUACCGAUUCAGAAAAUUCAUCCGACGAUGAAGAAGAUAGCCGCGAGUUGGAAGGUAAAACAUUCACAAAAGCCGGCGUUGAGAUCGAUCGUGCCUCUGCCGGGAACACGAAGCUUGCUGAAGAAGAUCCCGAGGAAGAGGAUGACUACGGCUAUACGAUGAAGAAGAUAAAGAAGCGUUACUCCGCCCUGGGCGAAGUGGACUGCUGUAUGAUUUUGCGUGACAGCAAUGAAACAUGUGGUCUGUCUCUGUGCGGUCACCGGGACCGUACCCGCAUGGCUUGUCUUAUUGCUGGCAUCAAUCCGAAGGGAGCAGCAGCCGGAACAUCUCUUGUUGUCGGGGAUGAAGUGUUGGAGGUCAACGGAACCGUUCUACACGGACGAUGUCAUCUGAACUGUUCGGUGAUCAUAAAAAAUCUUGCCAGCCCAACACUGAAGUUUAUUGUGCUAAGAAAAAAGACAUCCCCGGAAGAUCUGGCAGUGAAACCGGUGAAACAAUUCCCAACCGACUUCGACUAUACCGAUAAUAUCAUGGAGAAAUUUAAGGACGUUAAAACAAUCACUGUGAAAAAGGGAACUUCCAGCUUGGGCAUUAUGAUCAUCGAAGGUAAACACUCUAUCGCCGGCCAAGGUAUAUUCAUAUCUGAUAUUCAAGAGGGAUCCACGGCGGAAAAGAGUGGUCUGAAGAUUGGUGAUAUGCUGCUGGCGGUCAAUCGGGACUCGCUCCUAGGCUGCAACUACGAAACGGCAGCCGGGUUGUUGAAGAAAGCGGAAGGUGUCAUCACGCUAAAGAUAUGCAAUCCGAACAAGGAGAAGGAAUCCGAUAAAAAGGCCAACGGUGAGGCUGGAGCAGGACCGGGAGCGACACCAAACAAGAAAAAACCGGAAGAGAUGGCCACCUUGGCCGCUAGCCGUGCGGGUACACCGCAUGGCACCAAACCGGAAGCAUCGCCAACGAAAGAGGUCGUUGAUCCGCUGAAGGCGCCGAUCAAUGAGAACGAAUUUACGGUGAUCGAUAUCCUGACCGAGGGUAAACCGUUGGGCAUCGUAGUAGCCGGUGGCUGUGAUUCGUUGGUGAAGUCUGGAGCUGCCGUAAUGGACAUCUUGCCCCAAAGUGUGGUGGAGAAGGAUAAUCGAUUGCAGUUAUUUGACCAGAUAGUGGAAAUCAAUGGGUUUAAGGUCAACAAUAGUUGCACCAGCGAGACGAUCAAGCGUGCCGUUAAACAAUUACAUCCAAAGGUUCGUUUGGUCGUUUACCGUUCCAAUCCACCACCGACGGAAACUGUUGAGGUGGAUCUGAUGAAAAAACCAGGCAAAAACCUUGGACUCACUUUCCGCGCCGGCAAUCCGAAAGGAAUCGUCAUCACUGGCUUGGUACCUGGCGGAUCAGCUGAAUUCGAUGGCCGCAUACAGGUGGGAGAUGUAGUGUCGCAUAUCAACGGCGACAGCCUGGAGGCGGGCGGUAUCGAACAGUGUGCCUCACUGGUGAAAACUGCCCAGGGCAAGGUGGGUCUGCGCAUUUUGCGACCGAAGCUAAAGGAACGAUCUGUUUAAGUCUUCUACAACCGUAACGACAUGGCA